AUGAUUAGGAAACCACAAUUUCCAAUUCAGCAAUUAGUUCGAAGAUUAGGAGAGAGGAAACUAAGCAGUAAUUUAAAAAAUGAUAAUAACUUGGAUGAGCUUAAUUUACUCAAAGGUGAACAUUUUAAUGGCCCUUUACCUAAUGGGUUGGAACAUGCAAAACAAUUUAAAAAAGUUCACAAUUGUACCAGUGAAGUGGAUUGUCAAUGUGAAUUUCUGUUACUGGCCCCUUAUCGUGGUAGUCGAUUAGAAAACUCUAUACAAAAAAAAGAAGAGCCCAAAUUAUCUUGGGAACAGGUGCCAGCUAGAUCAUUACAUUUAUAUGCAAGCCAUGAAAAAGCACAUCAAAAUUUAAAACAAGCGGAGUUAGAUACCUCAGCUCUUGACACAGAUCAUGAUGAACAAAUUUCUAUGUCAAAAAAGCGGCGAAAAAAUUUUUCAUUGUCUAAUGAAGAACAUAUUGAGGACAAUCAUACAAAGCUUAAAUGUCCGAAUGUUCUACCAGGACUGGCAAAUCCUUUAGUAAAAUCACUUGUUCAGCCUAAUAAGCUCACAUUUCAUCCUAGGCUAAGAAAUACCAAUAAUACAACUAAACCAUUUCAGGCAGUAGUAUCAAAUACAAUUUCAGGGGAGAAUAUAAUAAUGGAUUCAUCAGCAAGUUGUGAGAUCGCUUUCCCAGAAAAAAGAAAUCAGGAGUUAAAUAUGUCUGAUGAAGAAAAUGAAGAUUUCACGAUACAUUUUUGCACAGCUAAAUCACCAGAAACUGACAAUUUGAUUGAUCAAGCUCAGCCAAAUUUUAGUUUGUAUUCCUAA
This is a messenger RNA of Hydra vulgaris (swiftwater hydra), 813 nucleotides long. RefSeq lists its product as uncharacterized. Lineage: Eukaryota; Metazoa; Cnidaria; Hydrozoa; Anthoathecata; Hydridae. The record is from RefSeq and is a predicted model, not a curated record.